Molecule: messenger RNA, 390 nt
Organism: Lachancea fermentati
Lineage: Eukaryota; Fungi; Ascomycota; Saccharomycetes; Saccharomycetales; Saccharomycetaceae
Source: the annotation of a GenBank genome assembly
AUGAGCAAAGAAAAUGAUUUAUCACCAACUUCGAGCAAUUCUAAUAUCAAUGAAGCAAUUGACAUCUCAAAAUUGAAUCCACAAGAGUUGAAGCUAUAUAAGUUGUACGGAAAGCUCCCUUCUAAGAAAGAUUUGUUUAAACACAAGCUGCACGAAAGAAGGUACUUCGAUAGUGGCGACUAUGCGUUGAGUAAAGCUGGAGUAAGGUCGGACGAUCUGCAGCAAAACUCUGCAGACGACAGCCACCUACCCGUGACAAAUCCGAGCGGGCUCAGAGAGAGUAUAAUAAAAAGGAGGCUAAGUAGCAGCGCAGGGAGCAUGGAUGCUAAAGAGAUUCGCAGACAGGGUAGUAUAUCAAGUGGUCCACCACCGAGAUCACCCAUUAAAUAG